CCAACACUCUCAGCUGCUCUCAUCACAAAAGCCGAUGCCCGGGGCCAGAAAACUCCAUGUCGCCUCUCAGGUGCCUUUGCAUCCGAUGUUCCACGUUUUCAAUCCACGCUUCUGGAACCGCCAAUGUGGGGCUACGCUACCCUUCUUGUACAAGUACCUACACAGUAGGUAAUCCGGGCAUCAUCAAGCAUCAAACCGACCCGAUGCGCAGAGGAACGCUUCAUCUCAUGUCUCUCUAUCCGAGAAGCGAUAGACCGUCAUAUCGAGCAGGUUGUACGACUCAUCUCCCGGAUGCGCUGCAGCUCAGGCGGUUGGGCUGUCUUUCCCCUUGCCUACAUAACCCAGAACCAACCACUGCCGUUGCCGUUCGUGCCGAGUCUGCAUCGAGCCGCGACUCUUUGCCUCGCUCGGAAUUGGCAUCGAAACCGGGUUCGCAGUCACACAACGCAUUCGACCUGUCAAAAGUCGCACCAGCUGUUAUCCUUCGACGGGCACUGGCAGCCUUGUUUCAGAGCAAGUCUCGAGCGAGCGAAGAGCCGGCCAGUGAUCAAGCAGCUUCGCAUCUGGAAGGUCACUGGUCAAAUGUUCCGGUUUCUUUCCAGGUUGGACGGCUCAUCGGCUGCUAGCCGCAUGACAGGAAGAGGGGCGGACCAGGCGAUGGCCCACCACACAAUGUGGAUGCAUUCGUACCCAGAGAUUCUCACUUCUUGCUCCUCUCCUGCUACGCGUAUUCUCAUCGGAUAACCUAGCCCACCCUUGUUUCUCACAUUUGCUGUCUGAAGAGCCCGUGUAUACGCCUGGCCAAUGGUUCACAUUCGGACUGCCAUGUUUAUUCACCCUCUUUAU
Messenger RNA from Parathielavia appendiculata, 846 nucleotides. RefSeq lists its product as uncharacterized. The transcript has a single exon. The coding region runs from base 57 to 626 and encodes 189 amino acids. Lineage: Eukaryota; Fungi; Ascomycota; Sordariomycetes; Sordariales; Chaetomiaceae. The record is from RefSeq and is a predicted model, not a curated record.